GUUAUAAAAAUCGCCCCCUUGAACAAUGCAAUAGACAACCAUAUAGAGUUGUUGAGUGUUAGUGGAAUGCAAAAUUGGAAUUGCUUGUAACAAUGCCGUCAUAUUUAUGGGUGGCUGCUAUGACUGCUGUGGUGGCUUGUGUCUCAGCCUGGUUUGGAUUAAAUCUACAGCCAUUUACCUUGAACACCCUUAGACUCCAGCGUCAAUUUGCUACCUCAACAGCUCUGAGAGCGCCGACGAAUGUGCCAACGCCGUUCUGCUUCUACAAACUCAGUCUGCAAUGGCCGCCUGCUACUUGUAAUGGUGGCAUGUCUUGCAAACCACCUACCCCUCGCCAUUUCACCAUCCAUGGUAUAUGGCCACAAGAUGGCAAUGACUAUCCGGUGCCCCCAUACAGUCCAACAAAUCCUUGUACCCCUGUCACACCUACUCCUGCCAGUAAUCUCCCAACUGAGCUGAAUCCAAUUCUAAGCGACUUACAAUCAUUAUGGCCAAACUUAAGGGACCCUAAUAACUUGAACCAAAACUUCAUAUUUUGGGGCCAUGAAUGGACAACACAUGGAAUGUGUUCUGAUUACCCUAACGACCCUCGUGACUACUUCAACUCUGCCGUGCUGCUCAGGAAACGCUUCAAUCCAGUGCAACAAGAAUUACCUACCUGCAACAACAUGUCUAAUAUUCCAUCGAAACCCGUUGUCAUCGUCCGCCAGGUUCCUACGUUUUGUCCUAAAGAUGAUCAAGUCAUGUUAUUGCAUGACAAGUCUUAUAACAAGUCGGGAGAGAGUUGCAAUAAUGUUGCGUUACAAGGGUCAGUUUUGGUUCUUAGAAGGCAUGGUAGUGAUGGAAAUGAGGUUGAAGCAUUGCAAGUGGAUUCGGAACGUGAAAGGCUUAAAAGACACCGAGAAGAGAUAGCAGGUAGGGUUCUGAUACCAGAUAAAUGGGAUAAAGAGGAGUUGCUUAAAGACUGGAUUGAUUAUUCUUCCUUUGAUUCAUUGUUAGCCCCCAAUGGACUUGCUUCAGCUCGUAAAGCACUUAUGGCGGAGGGAAGGAGGACGAAUUUUCAAAGAUUGAGGUUAGAAAGUAUGUGUUGA
Messenger RNA from Durio zibethinus, 1091 nucleotides. The record is from RefSeq and is a predicted model, not a curated record. NCBI's taxonomy places the organism in Eukaryota, Viridiplantae, Streptophyta, Magnoliopsida, Malvales, Malvaceae.